Molecule: messenger RNA, 3127 nt
Organism: Dipodomys spectabilis (banner-tailed kangaroo rat)
Lineage: Eukaryota; Metazoa; Chordata; Mammalia; Rodentia; Heteromyidae
Gene: Armc1
Product: armadillo repeat containing 1
Exons: 7
Coding region: 221-1069 (282 amino acids)
Molecular function (GO): metal ion binding; protein binding
Source: RefSeq, a predicted model, not a curated record
UCUGCAGAGCCUUCCCCACCAGGCCUUCGCUCUUUGGUUCCUUGAGUUAGGCCGGUUGUUUGCCAUUGCCCAGGCCGCAGUUCCCGCCGCGGGGACUCGCUCUGCGCUGCCUGGCCCCCGCUACCUCGCUCGGUGCGUCCCUGAUGGUGCGACUAGAUUUGGACGCCUAGACCUUUGGAGAGAACUUAAGAAGAUUUUCUUCAUGUGCAUGACAUAGAAGAUGAAUUCUUCCUCCUCCACCAUGAAUGAAGAACCUGAUGCUCUAUCAGUAGUUAACCAGCUACGAGAUCUAGCAGCAGAUCCAUUAAAUAGAAGAGCCAUUGUCCAGGAUCAGGGAUGUCUGCCUGGCCUUAUUUUAUUUAUGGACCAUCCCAACGCCCCUGUUGUCCACUCAGCUUUGCUUGCUCUUCGAUACUUGGCAGAGUGUCGUGCAAACAGAGAAAAGAUGAAGGGAGAACUGGGUAUGAUGUUAAGCUUACAAAAUGUUAUACAGAAGACUACAACUCCAGGAGAAACAAAACUCCUGGCCUCUGAAAUCUAUGACAUUCUUCAGUCCUCCAACAUGGCAGAUGGUGAUAGUUUUAAUGAAAUGAAUUCUCGUCGAAGGAAAGCUCAGUUUUUUCUGGGAACUACAAACAAACGUGCCAAAACAGUGGUUUUGCAUAUAGAUGGUCUUGAUGAUACGUCUCGGCGAAAUCUUUGUGAAGAGGCUUUGUUAAAAAUUAAAGGUGUCAUCAGCUUUACUUUUCAAAUGGCUGUUCAAAGAUGUGUGGUGCGAAUCCGUUCAGAUUUGAAAGCAGAGGCUUUGGCAUCAGCAAUAGCAUCAACCAAGGUCAUGAAAGCUCAGCAAGUUGUCAAAAGUGAAAGCGGGGAAGAGAUGCUAGUCCCAUUCCAAGAUACUCCUGUGGAAGUAGAAGAGAAUACAGAGCUGCCGGACUACCUGCCUGAGGAUGAGAGUCCCACAAAGGAGCAGGACAAAGCAGUAUCCCGAGUUGGCUCACACCCAGAAGGUGGAGCUAGCUGGUUAAGCACAGCAGCAAACUUUUUAUCCAGAUCAUUUUACUGGUGACUUCAACUUCAGUUUUGGGCUCAAGGACUAUCUGAACCAACAAGGGUCCAGUUUUCCAUUGUUGUGGUGAACUGUCAAGUGCAAUUUGCAAUAAGUUAUCAUGAAAAGUUUUUAGAUUACAAAAUUGCGUAUGCUGCAUUUUACAUUUUAUCCCACUGAGUGGUAAAAAGAAAAAGUCGGAGGCUGCAGGUGAAAUAUGUUUAUGAAGGUAUUUUGGUUUUGUCUUCCUUUGUUUAAUUGCCUCACGUUUAUAAAUGAAAAACAUGGGUCCACUGUUAAUACCAAACCUGUAUGUGCAGCUUUAUAUUUUAUUUUACAUGAAGCACGUAAUUAGGAAGACUCAUUUUCUCCUCAAGCCUCAGGAUCUUUCUGAAGAGAAGUUUUAUCAGAGCUCAAGUUGUGCAUGAAUUACUGAACAUUUUUCUCUGUUUUUCUUCAUGAAUGGUACAUGCUUUGGUAUUCUUCACUGAAAGUUGAAAGCAUUUCUUGCCCUUCCUUUCCCCAAUACCUAUCCAUCUGUGCCUUUUUUAUUUUGCCAACCAUGUUUAUAGAAAGGACAUUACUAAUGACAUUUUGCAAAUUGAAAUAUGUUUGAUCUUAACAGUCCCUUAAAAAACAACUCUACAAAAAAAAUCUUUGCAAUCUUAUUUAUUCUAAUUUUAAUAAGGUUAACAAAGAAACAGUUAAGAUGGAGGAAACGUGUAGUAGCAAAGUGCUUUUGGAACUGUUUGAAUGUGACCAAAUUGGUUCUAGUUGACUCCUGUUCACCUUGGUCUAUAUCAGCUCUUGAGUGUGAAGUCCACCAUGUUAUUGUAAGUGCUCUCUUGACCUUUGUGAUUACAUACUAGGUCCUGCUAGAAGAAAAUAAUAGAAGCAAAGAACUGACAGACUUGAAAAAAGAAAACAAAAAUGCCUAUAAAGCCAUAGUGCCACUCUUGGUAGAGUCUGACUAUAAAAUACAAAUUACCUGGCAACAGCCAGUUCAAUAAGUGUUUCUCUACAUUGCCUUUUGUGAUUUAUUAUGAAAAUACUGCAGUUGUACUGAAUGAAAAAAAAAGAUCCAAAUUAUUGCUUAUAAGGAAAUCAGCAUUGGUCAUUUAAUCUUGUUUCUCAUGUCUAAAUCAGAAAACUACUUCAGUGAAGGUAAGAAACAACUUUCUCGCUAUGUAUGUAUGUACACACACAGACACAGACACACACAGACACACACACACACACACACACACACACACACACACACACACACACACACACACACACACACACACGUGGGGUAUUUUUUCCUGAUAAGUCAGAGCAAAUCACAUGUAAGUAAUGCUUUGUUACAAGUUAUAAAAUAUUUGACAGCUAAGAUUUUUUUUUUUGGAAACUUGGCUAAAUCCAGAUAUGUUUUAAUUUUAAAAACUAAUAGGGAAAAAUUGAAACUCAUUUUCAUCACCAUGUACAGCUGCUAUUUUACUACUUGGAAAUGUGAAGUGAAAAUUGGACCCUGGAGGGUUUCUUUGCUUCUCUUUUAGAGAAAAUUUAAAGCAUCCAGUGUUACUGGAGAAAAGUAAUUGUAAAAUAUUAUCAUCAAUAAGAAUCUUGAUUUCACUAAUGUUUGAUCUUCUGAAGGGAGAGGUAUUGAGGGUCUCAAGAACAAUAUUUUUUUCAUGUGUCUGGUCUCUAAUUCAAGUGAUACGCACAAACGAAAUAUAAGCUUUCAGGGCACAUAUUGCUUUAAAUGCAUAGUACUACUUGCUGCCAGACCAGAUGUAUUGGAAAAACAAAACAAAACCACCUCCUUUCUAUAACCAUUAAAGUGACGUUUACUUUCUGUUUUAACAAGUUUUUAUUUUAUCUUGCCACACAUCUGCUUAUUUAAAAAAAAAACAAACUAUAACCUUUUGGUAGUAAUGGUUAAGUACAAGUAGGCAUUUCAGCUUGAUGUUUAUGUGUUCUGAUUCUAAGUGUUUUUUUUUUCCAGGUCUUAUAGAGCAGUUAAGGCAACUAUAAUGGCAUUUUUUGAAAUAUAUUGUAAAAUAAAAAGUAACAUAUUAAAAGCUAAAUGGAUAUUCA